AAAGUCCGUAACUGUAUCUUUAGGCGAAAUCGCACAAACUCAGGGGCUUGCUUACUUAUUAAGGUAUCUCACUUUCUGUCUACCUCCCGUAGGUAGGUAUGCUGUACACCUCCCGUAAGUCAACUUGUAGCAGUUGGACGAAGAAACACAAACGAUAACAUAGAAGAGAGGAAUUUUUGGACGGCCAAUUCCGAUGUCAGCCCACCGUUCAUCGCGACGUCAGGUUCACUUUCCUGCUCUCAAUGGCAGCGAUGAGAACGACAAAACUGUGCCCGCCGAUAUCAAAGAUGGAUCAAUUGAUGAUUUUGCAAAGGAACACAUCAGUGGCGGCUGGCGUCCAGGAAUGGACCCCAAAGUCGACUACUCUGGACACUUUGAGUUUGGCGGCUCACUUGGCAACUUGGCUCUCAUGACCGGUUUCCCUUUGCUGAUGUACUAUAUGUGGAUUGGGGCCACUUAUUACGACGGAAAGCUGCCUCUCCCACGACAAGACCAGUCAUGGUCGGAUUUUGGAUCCCACAUGCUGCACCUUGUGUACACGGGCGCCUUCCCCCACUUACGGGCGUGGCGCAUCUAUUGGAUUUAUUACAUUUUUGAGGCUGCGUGUUAUCUCUAUAUGCCUGGCUUUACUUGCUACGGCAAGCCGUUAGCUCACGAGGGCGGUAAACAGCUGAAAUAUUACUGCUCGGCUUUUUCCAGCUUCUACUUGACAAUAUUCGUUAUGGCUGUUCUGCAUGGUACUGGCUUGUUUCCCAUCUACACUUUUCUGGACGAGUUCGGUCCCAUUAUGUCUGUCGCUAUAAUAUCCGGAUUCCUCGUGAGUUUCUACGCCUACUUCUCCGCUUUUGCCCGUGGAACUCAGCACCGCAUAACUGGUUAUCCGAUCUAUGAUUUCUUCAUGGGAGCUGAGCUGAAUCCCCGUCUAUUUGGCAUUCUUGACUUCAAAAUGUUCUACGAAGUCCGCAUCCCGUGGUUCAUCCUUUUUGGCUUGAGCUCCGCAGCCGCCGCACGUCAGUAUGAACGGUACGGCUACAUUUCUGGCGAAGUGCUUUUCCUUGUUAUGGCCCAUUAUCUUUACGCCAAUGCCUGCGCCAAGGGUGAGCAUCUCAUCACGACCACCUGGGAUAUGUACCAGGAAAAACUGGGUUUCCUGUUGAUUUUCUGGAACAUGGCUGGUGUGCCUAUGUCGUACUGUCAUUGCACACUCUAUCUCGCCAAUCGCGACCCAUCUACAUAUGCAUGGAAUAAAUAUGCCCUUACCGCAUUCUUUUUUGCCUAUCUUUUUGUUUACUGGGUCUGGGACACUGCCAAUGGGCAGAAGAACUCGUUCCGGAUGAUGGAGCGCGGAACUUUUGUCAAGCGCAAGACAUUUCCACAACUCCCUUGGCAAGAGCUUUACAAUCCCAAGGCUAUCCAGACAGACACCGAUGAUCGGAUCUUGGCAGACGGAUGGUAUGGUCUUGCGCGCAAAAUCCACUACAGUUGUGACAUGUUCUUUGCGCUCUCCUGGGCCUUGAUAACUGGGUUCGACAGUCCAUUUCCCUGGUUUUAUCCUGUCUUCUUCUGCGUUAUGAUCGGUCAUCGUGCGAUGAGAGACAUUACCAAAUGCAGGAGAAAGUACGGCGAUGCCUGGAAGGAGUAUGAGAAGCAGGUUCCAUACCUCUUUAUACCGGUUGCAUUGCGACGGAUCUGA
Molecule: messenger RNA, 1693 nt
Organism: Xylona heveae TC161
Lineage: Eukaryota; Fungi; Ascomycota; Xylonomycetes; Xylonales; Xylonaceae
Product: ERG4/ERG24 ergosterol biosynthesis protein
Exons: 3
Coding region: 194-1693 (499 amino acids)
Biological process (GO): ergosterol biosynthetic process
Cellular component (GO): endoplasmic reticulum membrane
Molecular function (GO): Delta24(24-1) sterol reductase activity
Source: RefSeq, a predicted model, not a curated record